Messenger RNA from Penicillium pulvis, 1458 nucleotides. Its product is annotated as FMN-dependent alpha-hydroxy acid dehydrogenase family protein. NCBI's taxonomy places the organism in Eukaryota, Fungi, Ascomycota, Eurotiomycetes, Eurotiales, Aspergillaceae. The transcript has 5 exons. The record is from RefSeq and is a predicted model, not a curated record. The coding region runs from base 1 to 1458 and encodes 485 amino acids. Gene Ontology annotation, molecular function: heme binding; oxidoreductase activity.
AUGGGGAAAGUCUUUGAUGCUGCGGAAGUGGCUAAACACAAUAACAGCAAGAGCUGUUGGGUCAUCCUGUAUGACAAGGUCUACGAUGUGACCGACUUUGUUGUCGACCACCCUGGGGGUGCGAAUGUCAUCCUGAAGCUCGCAGGCCAAGAUGCGACAGAGGAGUACGAUCCAGUUCACCCCACGGGUACUUUGGAAGACAACCUCAAGCCCGAGGCUCUUCUUGGUACUAUUGACCCGGCGACGUUGCCCAAGAAAGAGUCCUCACUUGGUACUCCACAGAAAGCCGCUGAAUAUCCUCCUGUUGAGAACCUUUUGAACAUGGAUGAAAUCGAAGAAUUGGCUACAGCAAAGAUCAGCAAAAAGGCAUGGGCAUACUACUACUCUGCUGCCGACGACAAGAUCUCUAAGCGCUUCAACACAGAGGCCUUUCGCUCUAUCCUUUUGCGACCGAGAAUCUUCAUUGAUUGCGCAAAUUGCAGUCUCGAUACAAAAUUACUAGACAACCACGUUUCAAUGCCUAUAUACGUGUCUCCGGCAGCCCAGGCCCGUCUGGGGCAUCCAUCUGGCGAAGCAGGUAUUGCCGAGGCCUGUCGCAGCUUCGGUGCUUUGCAAAUCAUUUCCUACAGCGCCUCCAUGACGCCGGAGGAGAUUGUUGCGGACGCCUCACCAGAACAAGUGUUUGGCUGGCAACUAUACGUACAAGAAGGUCGGACUAGAAGCGAGCGAAUGAUUGCUCGGAUCAAUAAAUUAACUGCUAUCAAGUUUAUUGUGUUGACUCUUGAUACCCCGGUGAUGGGCAAGAGAGAAGAUGAUCAACGUGGUGGCGAUGUUAUCAGCAGAAUCACAGAAGAGGACGACACAUCCCCGAAGGACUCAGCGCAAGCUCGAGAUAAAAAAUCUUUUGCCGGGAUGGAUCCUACUCUGACAUGGACCGAGACUCUUGCGUGGUUGGCGAAACACACCAGUCUUCCUGUCAUUCUCAAAGGUGUUCAAACCCAUGAGGAUGCCUACAUUGCUUCCUUGCAUAGGCCACAAGUGAAGGCCAUAAUUCUAUCAAAUCACGGUGGCAGGUCUCUUGAUACUUCCCCUCCAGUCGUGCACACACUUCUUGAAAUCCGCAAAUACUGCCCUGACGUCUUUGACAAAGUCGAAGUCUGGGUGGAUGGAGGAGUCAGGAGAGGCACUGAUGUGGUCAAGGCCAUGUGCUUGGGCGCAAAGGGCGUCGGUAUUGGGCGACCUGCGCUCUUUGGCCUAUCCGCUGGGGGCGUAGAUGGGGUAAAAAGAGUUUUACAGAUCCUGGCUGAUGAAACCAAAACCUGUAUGCGACUCCUUGGUGUCGAGAGGCUCGAGCAACUUGGCAUGCAACACAUCAAUACCCGACUGGUAGAGCAACAGAUCUUCGAUGGACCUUCCAACCUUGCAGCUUGUCGGGCGGCCCAUUUGUCGAAGCUUUAG